Trichechus manatus latirostris (Florida manatee) is the source of this 3863-nucleotide messenger RNA. RefSeq names its product WASH complex subunit 1 (gene WASHC1). The coding region runs from base 226 to 1647 and encodes 473 amino acids. The record is from RefSeq and is a predicted model, not a curated record. Gene Ontology annotation, cellular component: WASH complex; recycling endosome; early endosome. Gene Ontology annotation, biological process: retrograde transport, endosome to Golgi; endocytic recycling; exocytosis. Gene Ontology annotation, molecular function: alpha-tubulin binding; gamma-tubulin binding; actin binding. Lineage: Eukaryota; Metazoa; Chordata; Mammalia; Sirenia; Trichechidae. The transcript is spliced from 11 exons.
AGAGGGGAGCGCGGGCCCGCGGAUGUCCGGGAGGCGCGCGGCCUGCGCUGGAAUGAGAUGGGGGCGGAGAAGGGGGACGCGGAGGAAAAGGCCUGCGCUGGGGUGAGGGCCAGGGAGCGUCUAGGAGAAGCGGCCGGGACUGCAGACCCUGCACCGGGGUUUAUUUCCGACUCCGCCGCGUGACUUGCUGCUUGCCUGGAAGCCGGGCCUGUGCCCACCAGCACCAUGACUCCCAUGAGGACCCAGCACUCCUUGGUGGGCCAGACUUAUGCAGUGCCUCUCAUCCAGCCAGACUUGCGGCGAGAGGAGGCCAUCCAGCAGGUGGCAGAUGCCCUGCAGUACCUACAGAAGGUCUCUGGAGACAUCUUUAGCAGGAUCUCCCAGCAUGUAGAACUGAGCCGAAGCCAGCUGCAGGCCAUUGGCGAGAGGGUCUCCUUGGCCCAGGCCAAAAUUGAGAAGAUCAAGGGCAGCAAGAAGGCCAUCAAGGUGUUCUCCAGUGCUAAGUAUCCAGCCCCAGAGCACCUGCGGGAAUACGGCUCCAUCUUCACAGGAGCCCAGGACCCUAGCCUCCAGAGACGCCCCCGGCACAGGAUCCAGAGCAAGCACCGGCCCCUGGAUGAGCGAGCCUUGCAGGAGAAGCUGAAGUACUUCCCUGUGUGUGUGAACACCAAGCCGGAGCCUGAGGAUGAGGCCGAGGAGGGGCUAGGGGGUCUUCCCAGCAACAUCAGCUCUGUCAGCUCCUUGUUGCUCUUCAACACCACUGAGAACCUGUACAAAAAAUAUGUCUUCCUGGACCCCCUGGCCGGUGCUGUAACAAAGACCCAUGUGAUGCUGGGGGCAGAGACGGAGGAGAAGCUGUUCGAUGCGCCUUUGUCCAUUAGCAAGAGAGAGCAACUGGAGCAACAGGUUCUAGAGAGCUACUUCUAUGUGCCUGACCUGGGGCAAGUGCCUGAGAUCGAUGUGCCGUCCUACCUGCCCGACCUGCCUGGCAUCGCUGAUGAUCUCAUGUACAGUGCCGAUCUGGGCCCCGGCAUUGCCCCCUCUGCCCCUGGCACCAUUCCUGAACUGCCAACCUUCCACACAGAGGUAGCUGAGCCUUUCAAGCCAGACCUAGAAGGUGGGAUGCUAACAGCACCCCCACCUCCUCCACCCCCACCCCCACCUCCCCCAGUUCCUGCAGUGCUGGUCAGUGCCCCCCCACCGCCACCACCACCCCAGACUGUGGCCCCUCCAGGCCAAGGCGCCAGGGAGGAUGAUGGCGGCAACAGCAAGUCUCCUUCAGCUCCAGUCCAGGGAGCCCCCAAGGAAGUGGUUGACCCCUCCAGUGGCCGGGCCACACUGCUGGAGUCCAUCCGCCAGGCUGGGGGCAUUGGCAAGGCCAACCUCCGCAGCGUCAAGGAGCGUAAACUGGAGAAGAAGAAGCAAAAGGAGCAGGAGCAAGUGAGAGCCACAAGCCAAGGUGGGGACCUGAUGUCAGAUCUCUUUAACAAGCUGGUCAUGAGGCGCAAAGGUAUCUCGGGGAAAGGACCCGGGACAGGGGCCAGUGAGGGGCCAGGAGGAGCCUUCGCCAGAAUGUCAGACUCCAUCCCACCUCUGCCUCCCCCGCAGCAGCCACCAGGAGAGGAUGAGGAUGACUGGGAAUCCUAGUGGCGCUCAGCCACUCCUUCCGCCUUUCUGAGAUGGAAACGGCCAGAUGGCUCCCGGGCCUGCUUGUUCUCUCAGCACCUGCUGCCCUGGGAGGGAGGGGAGCAUGGAGGGCUGUCCCAGGUCUGUCUGGGCCUGGGCCCUCUUCAGUAACAGGGAGGCUGGCUUCUGUGGCCAGACAGCUGGGGAGGGGGCUUGGCCUCCUCGGUCACCUCAGAGCUGGGCCCGGGUGGUGGGGGGGCACAGCUGGUGUCGGCCCGUGGGCUGCUCAUGUCCCUGCUCUACCCCUCCCUUCACCAGAGUGCUCUUCUCCUCCCAAGACACCGGGAGAUGAUAAGCGGUAACAUGCAUCAGUAAAGAAGUGUAAUACGAGAACUGAGCCUAAACCAACCGUACGUUUUUAAUGAAGGAACUGUACUGUGCAGUAUGCAAAUACAUCCUCAGAGCCAGCGGCUGUCCUCCUGCUCCCAUUGGUCUCUCAGCUAUGGGGACAGAAUGCCCAAGUGGCAAAGGUCCCUUUCACUAAGGUCAGGGAGAGAAGUGAGGAACAGGUCAUCAGGGGCAGCUGUUCGCAAACAAGGAGGAGGGGUAUUUUCACAGAGGAAAAAAAAAGUCUCAGUGAUAGACAUGAGGUCUCUAAAAAUAGUCCUGCUGAGAGCCUAAUGGCCCUUGGCAUAAUUGCUGAUGUCAGGAUAGGAGGUGUCUUGGAGUCUGCUCAAGUCCUUGAGGAGGGAGGGUGCCACUGACUUGCAAGAGGAACUGGAGCAAGCCAGGGAGAUAAAAAUACUGCAGAGGGCUGUGGAACAGGUUAGGGAACAGGGCUGCCUAAGAAGUGAGGCCAGCAGGUGGGGGAGUCAGGGCAGAGGGCUCUUCUCCCAGCUCUUGAUGACUUAUACAAGAGACACAAGAGAAGGUGGUUAAGGUGACAAGAAGCCGAUAGCCACCAAGGGGAUGGAAGUUGGGAAUGAGGUGCUCUUGGGGUACAUAAAGAAAGGGUGAAAGGUCUAGAACAGCUCGUUUUAGUGAGAAAGGGAAGGAGGAAGGGUGGAGGCAGGAUGGGCCAGCUUCCACCUCACCUCUAGGAAGGUGGUUCUGAGAAGCCAGGCAGGAACAGACACACUGCAGUGAAAGGCUGAACCGCCACCGCCUCCCACAAAGGCUGGGCAGGAAGCAGGCAAGCAGCUUACUCUAGGCCAAGCUGAAUGGGAAGAAGAUUCAAUUCCAGGGAGGGGAUCUGCCCUCGGAUGGGCCCGAAGAUGGCCAGCCCCCCGUUUCUCCAGGAUUAACCUAGGUUUCCUCCUAUCAGUCAGCUUUUCCAUAUCCUAUGCCCAGAUCCUGGCAGCCUGCUGAUUCCAGAAUGUGGUUGGUCUGACGCCGCACUCCCAUCCUGGGCUUCACCUUCUUAGGCUGCCUGCAGACCAGGCCCAGGACGGUGUUUCACAUGGGCGGGGUGAAGAGAAGCCUGGCAACAGGGGAGGUGCACCAUCAUCUGUCAGGAAGGGCCAGACUUCUCCCGAUGAAACUGGGGAGACAGGAAAAGGAAGUGAGCAACUAGAUCUCAGGGCAGGGGCAGGAGGUGGCCCUCGGGGGACGGGAAAGCCAGGACUCACCUUGCGCAAAGCAGCAAAGGCAAGGCCAAAGGUGGCUUUGACCUCCACGCGAUCUCGGAUCCACGCGGGUAGCUUUGCCAGGGUAGGCGGGCGGGCAUACCGCUGGUCCAGGAGCACAAUGCUGGCAAAAUCCUUCUGGUGCCUGAUGGCCCUGCCUGGGUGGCGGCAGAGAUGGCAGCUCUGAGUUAAACCUGCCUCCCUCAUGUACAUUUUCACUAUGUCCCCUUCCUCGUCCUCAGCCCCCAGAUGGGAGUGGCAGGUAAAAUCAUCCUGUCAUCUCACUCUCCAGCCAUCCACUGGAACUCCAAAUGGCCAGAAAGAGCCCCAGGCUUACCUAUAGAUUGGUUGACAGCUUUCAUGCACAGAUUCUCCACCAAAGCCUUCCCUGGGGGGGCCUGACCCGGGGUUCUGGGCUGGGAAGGGUGAAGAAGAGGGCCUAUCAGGAUUGUUUCUUAUUUGCUGCCUAUGUCCCAGUUCUCCCUGAGAAAAUGGCACUGCCAGGCUUCUGAGCAGAAGACCAGUAGGCUUCAGGGGCCCAACGCCAACAACUGAUGUAACAGGUUAUGUCACGGAGAAGACCAAGAGGACACACAGGUACCAUCUACCCAA